AGACAGAGCCAUGUCUGACAUCCUCGCUCACUGAAAGAAGGAAGGACUGCUACAAAGCCAGAGCGACCGAGCAGAAGGAACGGAGGGGAAAGAGAGGGGAGGGAGGGCCGAGGGAAUAAAUGCAAACAGACCGGUGGAGAAAAAAGGGUGAAAAAGAUGCACAAGAGCUGCAUCAGUUCUUGUCCGCAAGGAACAAAAAACAUUGUGUUCGUGAAUGGGAGCUGGUGUGUGCAAUGAGAAACCAGGCAGACUUCAGACGCUGGUGUUGCUGAGCACCAAUCCUCUCCCUCUCUCUCUCUCUCUCUCUCUUUCUCCCUCUCUUUCUCUCUCUCCUCCGCCUGACACGACCUGAGCCGGGUAUGAUUUAGGGAAAGAGUUCAGAGGUUUGCAGCUUUAUGUUUUUGUAAAUAUGCAGCUGGAGAGGAUUUGAACGUGCUGUUAUUUCUGAUUGAACACAGUGUGCGACGUGGAGGCUCCUCGUGUUGCUGCUUCCAGGGCUGCUCCCCUCCUCACUGCCUCUGACUGUGUUUGGGCGAUGGUCCUGGCUGUGAAGCAGAGCAUCACCCAAAUGCCGGGCUCCGACUGUAUGGGAGGUUAAGCCGGUAGACAGCAGCAUGGGAGCCAAACAGAUGAAAUGGUAAGAGCUGAUUUUGUAUCAUCAGUUUAACAUUAAUGGCGCUCUAGGCUGCUAUUUUUGUCUGCAUCGCAUCAGCAGCAGUUAUACAACACAUCAGGCCUAAAAUUCAGGAGACUUCACAUCAUGUUAUUCAACAGCGUAAGCAUAAAUAUAUAUUAGCAAUCGAUUUCUCCAUAAUAUUGUGACUGAUGCUCUAACUGUGCAGGUUAUUGUUCAGUGUUUACAGGGCAGUAGGCGUGGGUGUGUCUCUCUGUGUGUGUCUGUGAGAGCUCAGCUGCUAUCACCUAGCAACCACAAAACUUCCAUUACCUGCUCAUCCAUUUCAUGAUUGAAAUGAAAUAAGGUUAUGUCCAGUUACAUCUCAAAACCUUGCUUUGAAAUGGACCUAUUUUGAUGCUGAAUAUUAAAAAAAAAAAGGCGCCAACUUUAACCAGACUUUGUUCAGUGUUUACUAUCAAACCAGCUAUGAGUUUCAUCACUGUCCGGUUGUUUAAAACAUAUUUUUGAAUAAAAAGGCAUCUGACUGGUCUGGGUAAUGCUCUGAUGAGUAAUAUGCUCGCUGUUGAGAGGAGGGCUACUUAGUCAGACAGGUAAAAGUGCCAAACUAAAGUGUGUAAGUCAGAACAUACAGGGCAGAAUCAGAUUUCGUUUACCGCUUUUUAGUCUACACCUGAGACGACGUAAUAAUAAUGAUAAAUAAUAAGGUGGUUCAUCAUGGAUACAUAUAUAAAUAUCUGGGACUAUCCCUUUAUCUUGCUUUUUUGUUCCUCAAAAUUUUAAGUGUAUUUUACCUGUGAUCAAACUGAUUAAUGUAUCUAAAUAGAAAGUCCUUGGAAAUUAAGAAUGGCUAAAAAUUGAUGAAAUGUCUUAAAUAAGACUUCGAUACUUUCAGAAAUAUUAUUAUCUAAUCGCAUUUUCACGCAUUUCAUUGUACAGUUACUGGAAACCCCUGACAGUAAGAAAAAUGAAGCUGAUUAAAAAGUCCAACAUUUACCCCUAAACAAAGCACCACAAAGAUAAAACUGAGUCUAAAACAGAGGUACUAAUUUAAAGUGCCUCCCCCUAGACAACUUUCCAACCCUGCUGAUUAAAUGCUGUAAAUCUGUCGCUCUGAAGCUCAUCUCACGCAAAUCCCAGUGCUAAUCUGCGGCUAACCCAUAUGCUCUAAAUCUAUCUGCAGCCUUUGUAUUUCUUCUUUUUGCACAAUAGUUGAGCAUUGAGUGACGAAGGUAAAUCUGUCAGUUUAUUGACCUAAUGCACCCCGAGACAAUGAAAGAGGAUAUUUCGAUAAUGUCAUCAUCUGCAAUGAUGAGAUUAGUUGGAGGCCGCUGCUUUGAUCCCCUUUGACGGACUUGGGGAUAAUCACGGCAGCAUCUGAUAAGACACUCGGCUGAUAUGACCCGCUGUAAUUACUCGUCCUGACAAACCGCAGGGAAGAAACUGCGCAAAGUUUCUCACUUUGAAAGUGUAGCCAGACGACUUUUAUAAGAUCUAACUCAGUAAGAACUGUAAUUCAUAUCUUACAGUUAAUGUCAUGUGUUUGCCUCAAGAGUUUGAGGACUAUUUCUAAUAAACAGAAGAUGUUUGCAGUCUAUAAAGGCAGAUUUUUACAUCUGUAGAGUCAACAGGAACACUGCUGUGAUGUACUUCACCACCUCAUUUCGCUCCCAGCUGAAACAAAACCAUGUGAGUGUGAAGGAGCUCUUCAAGCUAAUGUUGGUACUCACUAAACUUCCCAUCUAGUGCUGUCGUGAAUUGAUGAGACCCACAGCACCAAAACUUCAGAUGUUCCAAAAGAUGAUUUAAUACCACAUUACCUGCAAAAAGAUCCAGUAAACUUCAGCUUCACUGUGUCUUCAGAGCUGAUUUAACAGCUCGCUAACUUGCUAAGCUAAGAUGGUAGAAAUGAAAUCAGAUCUGCUUUAGUUGUGUGUGAGAGGUAGCUUUUGCUAAUGCCAGAUUACUCUGUUCCCCAUCUUGACCCUUGAUUUUAAGCUCAUAGGUGUUACUAAAAACAUUUUAAAGAAAACUUUUGAGGCUAGCUGUUAGCUCUACAUCAUAGUUGUUAGCAGUUAGCUAUUGUUACCCUGACCGCUGUUAUACUGUAAAUUACUGUUUAUGGUUCUGAGCUGUUAUGGAUCAAACAGCCCCAGCUUUUGGUUGGGAUACAAAUCUAGCCUCUCCUUUUCUUUGUUUGGAUAUUUUUGUGAUACACUGAAUCAACAAAGAGCUGUCAGGUGGGCCUGUCCUUUAGCAAUGUCCUAAUAAGACAAGCUGAACUUGAUAUCACAUGUUAGCCAUGACUAGAAACAAGCUGUGCAGUGCAGUGGAUCUGGAAAAAAGUAUCACAUGAAGAAAACCUCCAGCAGUUUGUUGUAAUAAAGUCCUUAUGCUUGUUUUGUUUUUUUUAACUAUAUCCUGCUACAGGCAAAAAGGCAGUCAUAGUUUGUCCAGGGUCCCUCCUGGCCCUCCUUGUAACCACCUCUUUCAUAUUCCAACCAGCUUUUUACUUAUCAGUCUGUGAACUUUUUGUAUUGCUGCCUUGUUGUCUUUUUGCAAGAUGUCCUGUACUCAAACGUUCAGAUGAAAAGUAGCUUUCGUGCUAAUCUCGACAUAUUUACACAGAUGCAUAUUGAUGAUAGGUUAAUUCAUGAGCACUGUCCUACUUCAGGAAGUUUGUUAGAAAAUAAUGAGGGCGAGGCAGCUUUGAUGAAUUUAAACAUUGCUUAUCCCUGCAGUGGUUCAGCAUUUUUACCAUUCGAGCUGCAUCCGAAACAUCCCCCUCUUCUUUUUCCAACUUGAAGUGCAGAAUAAACAACAAACAACCUUCACCAAUCUCUGACAGUCUUCCUAAGAAUAGACUCUCAGAGCUGCUGGCACGAUCGCCAUCUUAGAUACAGAACUAAUGCGCACUUUGCUAUGAGCAGAAAAAGGAUUUUACGCAUUAUUAUAUCAUUAUGAGACUAUGAACUAAAAUGAACAGAUAUUAUGAGUGCUGCUGCUCACUGUGUGUUGUGUUAUUUGCUCAAACUGAAUGAUGCUAUUAGAUAUGCAGAAAAUCUAAUUAACAACAUUCUUAAUCUUGCAGCAUAUGUAUGGAAAUAACAUGUUACUCUGUGAUUUCCUCGGGGAUCUCUUGGUUUGUAAACACAGAUUUAUCCCACACUGAAGUCCAGAGUUAUUUUUUUUCUUGGCCUGAGGAGCAGAGUGAUUUAUUGUGAUACUUUUCUGCUCCUUCUCUGGAAAAGAGUUUAGGUCUGUUUCCGCAGACGCAGGCUUGUUUUCUCAGGCAGACACAGAAGCAAAAAAAGAGGGAUCCCCAGCAAAAGGACCAUGCAUAAUGCCAUAGGUCAUAGGUCACAGAUACGGUUGAGUAUUUUUCCAAACACAGAGGAGUGAAGGUGACAGCCGGAGUGUCCUCCGGCUACCUCAGAUACUCUCAGAAGACAUAAAAUGUAUGUUCAUACAUGCUGCAGCACAAACCAGAGAUCCAGAAGUCGUGGCAGGAAGAUGUUUGAAAAUUUUGGAGGAAGGGGGAGCAAACUAUGUCAAGAAUUUCCUGUGAGAAAAAUGACAGAGUCGCUUGCAUUCUUGCCCCCGCUGUAUUUACCGAGCAGGUUUCAAUCCUGUUCUGUCUUGUGUUUUUAUAAAUGUUCUUAAACAGUCUGUCUGUGAUGCGCUCUGGUCCUCCAGGCUCUACUUGUUUAAAACAGAUAUGGUUUAAAAUAUUUAGCCCAGAUGGAAUUAAUUCACAUUUUUAUGCUCCUUGGGGAGUUAUUUAGGCGUACAUUUCCAUUUUAUGUGGUUGGGUUUAUUUAUUGCCAUUUGUUUGGCAGGAGAUGCCAAACGCUCACUCCUGCCUGUGCCUGCCAUCUGUUUCAGCCUCAGCUCAGCCAGCCCUGCUCACUCCCCUAAAGAGGAGUAUGUUAUCACCCAGGCCACUGACACCCCCAAAGAGGAAACACUCCGCGAUCAGUCUGAGGACCAGGGGGAACCCUGGGAUGACAAAUCUGAGUUGACAGAGAAGAAAUCAGUCGCAGGUUGGUUGGCUGCACAUCAACUCUAGUAGAGAAAGAUACGAAUGAAUCCCUGCAAAUAAAAGAAACCCUCUUUUGCCUCAUCCUUUCUGUUCACUCUGUCGCUUCUUUUCAGAGGAGGUGUCUCUGUGUGGACUGUGUCCCUCCCUUGGGCAGGAUGGGCAGGAGGAGGAGAAGUCCUGGGAGGAGCAGCUGGACGCCCACCAGGAGCAGCUGGAGAAGGAGAUGCAGGAAGCCAGGAGGAUGGUGUUCCGCCUACAGGUAAGUCCGGCUGGUUAACCACUGAAAAACAAACUCUGCUGCUGCUGUAUGAAUAAACUGGCUGCGAGUAAACAGACCACAGAUACAGCGAGGAAGACGAGAGCACAAAAUGAACAUCCGGUGAAACUUCAACAUCAAUCACGAUUCAUUAAUCUCUUCCCUCCGACUCGAGUAAGCAAAAAUUUGAUUUUGAGAAAUGAUUAUGGGAAAUUAAAAUAACUUGAGAAAAUAAUUACAGAAUAAAAGACAUUUCAUUUUCAUUAUCAGGCGAGCAGGAUCACUGUUUACUAAAUGAUUGGUUCCAGAUUUGCUCUGUUGAAAGUUUGGAUAAGAAAGGAAAUGUGACAUCCCCCCGAGCUCCUCCGGGUGAAUAAUGAGAGUAAAUGAUGAUCAGAGUGACUCAAUAGACAUCUCUCUUUUGAAUGUGAUGAUAUACACAGCUAAUCAGUCACCGCUUAUAACACUUCAUAAGCAUUGCUAUAAGGUGUUAUAAAUGCAUAUAAUCAUUUGUAAGGGUUGUUAUAAAGCCGUAUAGAUGCAUUUGUAAGGCUUUAUAAAUGUGCAUGAUGUACUGUAAGAGGUGGGUUCAUAUAAAGUGUUACCAAUUAAUUCAACAGCUGGUCAGACUGACUAAUCUAUUCUCACACUGUAGCAUCAAUAUUCAUUCAUUCAUCCAUUUAUUCAUUCAUUCCAAUACAGUGAUUGGAAAGGAGCAGGAUAAAGCAAACUUAUAAUACCUGCACCUUUCUUAAAACGAAUAACCACAUACAUCAGACCCGUGUAUGUUAGUCAAAAUAAAAACCAUAAAUAAAAACUAUAACUUCCAUAUUCUCUGUAUAUACAACUUUUUAAACUAUUCUUGCAGCCCUUUUCUUCUAAUGUUAGUGAAUUCCACAUUUUCGCUCCAACAACAGAAGCACACAUUUGUUUUCUAGUAGUCCUUGCCAUUUGGUGUUGAAAAUUAAAUUUUCUUCUUUAAUUAUCAUCCUGUGAAAUUCAAACAAAUAACUUCUGCAGAUUUACAGGCAACAGUCCACUUUGUGUUCCCUGAAAUCAACAUUGUGCAUUACUCUUAUACAGUAACUCAAAAACGGCAUAAUAAGCAAAGAAUAUAAGAUCCUUAUUGAUUUUUAAUCUGAUACAUAUUUUACUUUACUUAAAGCAGAAAUAUUUUCUGACACCUUAUUUUGAAUAUCAGCAAUAUGUGGUUCCCAUGUUUUAAUUUCAUCCACUAUCACACCUAAAAAAAACACAUUUCUGACACCCAUUUAUCAUAACUCCAUUAAUAGACAACAAAACAUAAUCAUCCAUUUUUACCUCCGCCAAGGAGGUUAUGUUUUCGGUAGCGUUGGUUUGUUUGUUUGUCUGUUUGUCUGUUAGCAACUUUACAGAGAAAGUAACAGACGGAUUGACCUGAAAUUUUCACCAGAGGUGUGUCUCAGCCCCAGGAGGAUCCCAUUACAUUUUGGUGGUGAUCCGGACAAAAUUCUGGAUACUGUGAUCCAGAACACACAAAAAUAAGGGUGUCAUUGGAAUUUUCAAUGCUGAAAGAUAACCAAUGGGCGGCACAGUGGUGUAGAUAGGCGGCACAGUGGUGUAGUGGUUAGCACUGUCGCCUCACAACCAGAAGGUCGUGGGCUCGAAUCCUGGUCAGGGUGUUUCUUGUUUAAGGGGGGACAUGAGCUGCUUGGCGGAGGUCUGCGCUCUCUGAGUGCUUUUCUAGUUCUAUUUGUGAACACCAUAAACUUAGUUUUACUCCAGUUAAAGGACCAUUUGUUUGUAUCAAUCUUUUUAGUCUAAUUAUCUCAUUUUGCAGUUGAGGUAAUUUAGACUUAUUUUGUUAAUAUUCACAACACAAAAUAUUCUGGACGUGGACAGUCAUUUAGCGUUUGGAUAAACAUGCUGCUGCAAAGGCUCAUGGGACUGUUGAUACUGAUGCAAAAAUGAGGAUAACACAGUUAAUCAGCCAAUAAUCUUUGAGAGUUGUUCAUGUUUUAUGGCGUUCAUUAUGCAGAUGGCACAGAAGCUGCUCAGUGAGUGAAGAUCUCUGACUCUGAUCAUUAUUCAACACACCAGCUCGCCUCAGUAUCAAGCCAGUGUAUUUUGCAAUAACAACGUCAUACUGCUCAGGUAUUUUUGGAGUCAGUUUUUCCUUCAGCCAAAUACUACAAUAUUUGUGGAGAGCGAAAAAAUUCAACAAAUUGCACGGGGUGUAAAGUACGGUGUUGUGAGGCAAAAGCUAAACAGAAGCCAAACAGCAGAAAAACAUCCAAGAACUGGCUGGGAAGAGUCCAGUCAGGAGACGGAGCCAGAGAUACGCUGGAGCUGGAGUUUUCUUUUCUGUGGGUGCCAAACUCAGGUGCUCUAAACCUGGCAAAGUUUUAACACAGUACUUGGUUAACUUGUUAUAACACAUCGAAAACUUUGCUCCUCACUCCACAGCCCGUGUAGACAUGUCCAAAACUUCAGCAGCGUUCAUGCAAAGCUGAGCAGUCCUGUUAUAUGUUUGUCAAUUUUAUGGGAAAGAUUAGUCAAACAUCAAAUUUUUAUCUCGCCCAGAUGGCGCCUGCUUUCACUCCCUUUGUUUUCUCUCAUAUCUCAGAUCUGUUUGGUUUGAAUGAAUGAACAAAAAACAGAUGUUUUUGGCAAUUUGGUUUGUGUCUGUUCCCCGGGAUUAGCAUGGUUAAACAUGUAAGAAAAUGAAAGAAACUGGAAUUAAAUGAGCACCCAGCUAUGCUCGCUGCCCAAUUAUUGAUAUGAACACUGAAUAAACACAACUAAAUAAACAUGAAAACAGAGUGAGAUGAAAUUAGAAAAUGUGACAAAUGAGCAAACAAGCCAACUGGUGAAUAUUUGAUAGUUUUGUUAGAACUUGAAGUCAAUAUUGGCAAACUAAUAAUUUGAUAAUUCAGCCUGGUUAUGAAAUUUUGAGUUUAAAUUUGAGCAUGUUCAUGGUUGGAGCCUGUGGUCUGUGUAUUUUUGCAGGCCUGUUGUGUUAUUUUUGUUAAAGAGAACUUAUUGCAGUUUAAUCCACUCGCGUCAGAAACACGAUGUGCAGCCAAGUCCAAAAACCCCGCUGCUUUAUUUACAAAUACAAAACACAGAAAUAAAUCUCGCCUCUCUGUCAUGUAUAUUUAAUAAGAGUCCUCGCAGGCCUCUACACUGUGCGACUAUAUAUAAAUUAAAUGAGCUUGUGUCUUCGUCCUCAGGCUUUGCUGCUGCAUGGCUCUCUCCCUGAGGAGGACCAGGAUGGAUCUGUGAGCUUCGGAGAUAACCGGGCGAACGCUGAGCAGCAGCUGGUACAGUGCCCUCUCCCUGCUAACUCGUGAAAAUAACAAGUUUCUGUGCGCUCUGUGUGAAGUGUCACUGUCAGACCUUCUGUUGUGAUGAUGUUUGCAGCCAUCGCUCCUCUCCAGAGCAGCUACAGUAGAGCGCUAUUGCAUCCCUCUGAUCCGCUCGCACGCUGUCAUGCGGCCGCUCUGCCUUCUCAUACGGUCUGACAUUUUUCCGUUCUCUAAUUACGCCGCUCAUACCCUCUCUCCCUUUGAAGGUUCUAAUCCGCAGUCGUCUGGACCAAAGCGUGGAGGAAGCCCUUGAUCUCAAGGUACAGUAAGUAAAUGUAAUUAGGUUUAAUAAAGAUGAGCUGCUGAGCAAAGAGUCCCUCUCUCUAAUGUCUCUGUCCAUUUGUGCUGCUCUUAGAGGGAGCUUCUCAGACACAAACAGGAGGCACGCCACCUUCAGGCCAUCAAGGUAAACCUCUAAUUUUGUCCUUUGAGUGAGAAUUAAACCGGAUUAAAGGAUAUAAUUCAAUCCACUCCUCUCUUGUGCGAGCUCACACUGACAACUCUGCAGUUUCUAAUGCUCACACACGAUAUUAUUUUGUCUUCUGAAGCAUAAUGAACUUUGGAGGUGGCCGUGUGCCGCCCAUAGGACAGGUGGAUGCUGCUGUAUCUGUAUUCAGGUCCGGUCUGGACAUUUCUUUGAUCUCCCCCGCUCUCUCAUUAGGAUGCUCUGCAGCAGCGCCUAGCAGUGCAGGAGGACGCCGUUCUGCAGCUAAAGCAGGAAGUACUGAGGAGCAACAUGGCCAGAGAUCAGCUAGAAGGGGAAAAUGUGAGACAAGUCAUGACUUCCAUUUGACGCCAUGAAAUAGUUCACCCGUUUGACCCACGGAUGCAGGUGAAUGGGAGAGCAAUGUAUUAUUGUUUACCAUGCUGAUGUUCCUGUUUGCAGGCAGAGCUUAAAGCCAAGCUGAGUGAAAAGAACAAAUUCCUCGGUGAAUAUGAGGUACCAUCUUUCAUUAUUGGAGCAUUCUCCUGAUACAUAUAUGUAUGUCCUGACAGCUGUCAUCCAUCUUUCUUGUCACAACAGCAACAACUUGGGAGAAAGGAGAGAAUUCUGCAGCAGCAGAAACACGACGAGGCUCAACAUAAAGCACAUGAAGUCGGCCGAGCACGGGUACGAAUAACGACCUACUACAAGUUUAUAGAACUAUAUAUGCUUGAAUGUAAGUCAGCUGUCCCUGUUUAAGUAUUCACAUUUACUGUUGUCUAUUUUACAGUCAUUCAGGAAUGAAAGCAGUGGUUACAGUAACUCAGUGGCUUCAUCUUCUCCUGCUGCAUUUCAGCAUAGUUCACCAGUACGUACAUCCUUCUAUAUCCAUGUAUGCAUGUAUUGGUUUAAGAUUUAAAGUCACACUCUUCAAAAAUGACAGCACAGUUUAUAAGGGUUAUCAGAGGGAAGGAGAAAAAUAUGAUGGGAAAUUUUCACUUUGGAGGAUUUAUAUAUCUGUCACGUAUUUUUGCCCAAAUAACAAGUAAUGUCACAAAUGAGAAUUUUUAAAAAUCAUAAAUUUAACUCAUUGGCUCAAAAUUAGAGACACUGGGAUUAGAUAAAUCCUACAUUUUAAGCCACAUUUUUAUCAGCUAAUGAAAAUGAAACAGACUUGACUGUAUUUUGAUGCCUGUUUAUGACCAAAGCCACAAGAAUCAGUGCUUCUAUGUGGUAAAUUUGAACACUUUUAAUUACUGCAAAGGGGUUGGUGUCGCACAAGAAGACUCACAGCACACUGAAUUAAGUCUGAUUUAUAUGUUCCACCACCCGUUAGUGAUGCAAUUGGCUUAUAGAGGUAAAAGGUUAGAUUUCAUGAUUGAAACAUUACCAAGACAAUUACAGGGGGCGCCAAAAUCAACACAAAUCAAUUCAUCAUGAUUGCUUUUAUAUGAUUAGCCAAAUAACUGAUAGACCGUGUGUGUAUGACUAUUAUUCAAGUUGGUGUUUUUCACAGGGGGAAGAGCUGCAGCUGGUCAGAGAGGCUCUGCGUAGUUUGAGGGACAGCUUUUCCGGCCAUGACCCCCAACAUCACACGUUGGACACCCUGGAGCAGGGCGUGUCCAGUCUCAUGGACCGCUUACACUCUGUGGACACCCAGCGUAGACAGGACAGAGGGGUACACUCACACACUCACCUACAUUGACACACAGUUAGAGUGUCACCUGAUGAAUGAUGAGUCAAUAGCAGGUGACAUUUGACUGUUUACCAAAAGGUAUUGUUUCCCUUUCUAGGAGGAAUUUAAAUCACCGGGACGCAGAGCCAACUCCACAGACCGUGACUCCUGGCCGCCGAGCUCAAGUGAGACAAACAAAAUCUUUGUUUUGUUUGGGAUUUGUCAUCCUCUGCAGUAUCUCUAGUGUGGCUGUUAAAUCAAAUUGUACCAUUCAAUCACGCUGCUGUGUGUGGAGAGAGAGAGCAUUACUGGCUGAGGACGGAGCCGUUUUCAGGCUCUUGUUUUCCAAAAAAGGUGUUUUUGUUUUUAUCCUCAGAAAUGGCACACUCGCACAGCAGCCCAGGGUUGGACACAGCUGUCUCUACUAAAGUGCUCUACUUCACUGAUCGCUCCCUCACACCGUUUCUGAUUAACAUCCCAAAAAGGUGAAAAUGAAGCCCUCCAUGAUGCAAUUGUACCACAGCAUAAUUGUUAAUCCUCUCUGUUCAUUGUGUUGCAUGUAUAUUACAAACCACAGGUAAAAACACAGCUUGAAUCUGGCCUACACUCAUGCUACAGUGUCUGUACUGAGUUAGCGUCAGUCCUAGACAAGCUUAAUGUCUGAGUGGGUGUGUGUGGGCAGAGAUCAUGACUGACAGUGAGCUUUUACAGGUUGGGUGAGGUGACACUGCGAGACUUCAAGGCAGCCGUGGACAGACAAGGCAGUUUCAGAUACCACUUCAAGGCCCUCGACCCGGAGUUUGGCACGGUGAAAGAGGAGGUAGGCGUUGGAGUAAUAUUACAGCCCCUACUUCUUUUCAAAUCAGCGUCUGUAGCCAAAUAUGAAAUGCCAGUGCUAAGAAUAACCGUGGCUGCACAGUUCUUUGAAACACUGCAGGAGGACUCAUUUCCAUCUCAGAGAAUCCAAUAACGCUGUCCACACCUUUAUACAUUAUAGAUGUGAGUUUUUCUUAGAUAUGUAAAUGUGGGAUGUUUGCCGUGCAGGUGUUUCAGGAUGGAGCAGUCGUGCCGGGCUGGGAGGGGAAGAUUGUUGCGUGGGUGGAGGAAGACCACGGAGAGAGGAGGUAGAGCUGAAAACCAGAGAUCACCACUACAGACCUCAGUAGUCCCCACUGGACCAGAAAUUUACUUAAAAUAUACUUGUGAUGCCAUAACAAAGAAAAGUUAUAAUACACAUAACUGGGACCAAUAAAUCUAACACAAUUUCAGUACAAAGCUUUGUUUUAAAAAUGAAUGUUUCAUCAGAAUUUGACUUGACAUUUUAGUCACACUUUUAUUUAUGGAAGGAGCGGAUAUUACGUGUUGUUUACAGCUCUCAUUUUAUGGGACUUCCUAUAAAUGGUCAGUAUUGUGAUACUUGAAACUGAUUUAUGAUGGAAACAGAUUGCGAUUCACAGAAAUAAUAUAUACUCUGCUCUCUAAAAAAAGCUGUAAUCAGCGCAUAAUAGACAAACCUUCAAAUAAAAGUGUACACUAACACUUUCCACAUGUUCCAGAUUGCCAAAUAGUGAUGUUGUUCUGCAUAAAUUUUGAUGUUUUAAUAAACAUGAAUUAUCGCAUGCA
Messenger RNA from Xyrichtys novacula (pearly razorfish), 12001 nucleotides. Lineage: Eukaryota; Metazoa; Chordata; Actinopteri; Labriformes; Labridae. The record is from the annotation of a GenBank genome assembly.